This is a messenger RNA of Hydractinia symbiolongicarpus, 5189 nucleotides long. Its product is annotated as zinc finger protein 91-like. The transcript is spliced from 5 exons. The record is from RefSeq and is a predicted model, not a curated record. Gene Ontology annotation, molecular function: RNA polymerase II transcription regulatory region sequence-specific DNA binding; DNA-binding transcription factor activity, RNA polymerase II-specific. Lineage: Eukaryota; Metazoa; Cnidaria; Hydrozoa; Anthoathecata; Hydractiniidae. The coding region runs from base 161 to 4816 and encodes 1551 amino acids. Gene Ontology annotation, biological process: regulation of transcription by RNA polymerase II. Gene Ontology annotation, cellular component: nucleus.
AUCUGUGUUAAGUGAAGCGAGGAAAAGCCAUUAUUCUUCCUAUUAUAUGAGUAUCAUAAUAGUUUUCAGAAGAGACUUAAAAAAACAGAUGAGAAAAUGAUUGUCAAUGAUAGAGGACGUUAAAGGAUUUUAAGAAGACAUUUUUUUCGUUUUACGGAAAAUGUUUGGAAAAGAAAUUGAAAAGAUAAUAAACAUCAAACAGAUUGAGAGUGGUGAAAGAUUAUUUGAAGUGCAAUGGAAGAACACAUGGGAGAGCGAAGAACAUCUUCGAAGUAUUGAUGCACUCCUUAUUGAAGAUUUUUUGAAAUCGCAUGCAGAAAACAUUAAAGUAGAGGCAAAGAAGAUAGCAAAAGACGAUAAUGAAGAAAAAGACGAAGUUGACGAACCUGAGUUUGAAGAUUUAUUUUCUUCGACAAAUUCCUCCAAACAACGAAAAUGUUUUAAAGGUGGUAUCAACGCUGUUAUCUCCAGACUGCAAAAGAACAGAAAAGAUGAUUUCACCACCUUAUCAACUGGCAAAACUGAACAAAUAGUUCACCAGGAGAAAAACAGUCAAAUUGAAACAGGAAGUGAAAAAGUUUCUGAGAAAGACGACGCUUUAACAAAACGAACGUCAAAUGGUGAAAAUAUAACAGACACCAAUCAGAACUUGUCAACAUACAUAGCGAAAUAUCCUUUGAGUCCACGAGAAGCUGUCGAAGCGAAAGAUGGAAUGCUACCAUCUCAAGUCUCGGUGGUACCCCACCACGCCAGCAUGCCCCACGUGUCGCCUAGAUACGUUGCGACGGAUUCUAUGCAACGCCGCGCAUCGUCUUCCUCACUGCAAUCCCUAAAAUCAAACGUGGAUAACAUAACGAAGUUAUUCGUUGAAAAUGCUGACCGGCGACCCUCCGACGGCUUCUUUAUGGACACCAGUGAGCAAGAGUUGGAAAAGUUACAACCGUCAGUUGUACUGCGUUGCACGAUUUGUUCUGAAGUGUUUUAUGAUGACACAAAAUUCAAGCAGCACAUGUUUAUGCACGAUCAAGUUAAUCUACUUAAACAAGACCCGCCCAAAUUAUUGAAACCCGGCACCUUUAAUUGCAAGUUUUGUCACCUUCUGUUUGAUCAUAAGGAUAAGUUAAAACUACAUUACAGCGAAGAACACGAGAAGGAGUUUGUUUAUACGCAACCGUUCGAUCAGCUGUACCAGUGCACGUUAUGCGAGAAAUCUUUUGUUGAUUAUAGUAAACUCGUUCACCACCAUCAAACGCACCAACAUUCGCGUAGAGAAGUGUUUAUAUUACCUAAAAGAACUACCAAUGAUGGUCCUGGUGGUGAGAAAGCAACAACAAGCUCUUCAACUUCUUCGCACACUUCAAAUGUGUCAGUGGAGAAAACACCGGGAGAGCUAAUGUCUUUAUCACUAUUAACAAUCAAACGAGAAGAUGAUAACGUUUUCGAGGAUAAACAAGAUAAUCAAAAUGAACCUUCGAUGACGACGUUAGAUUUCCAACCAGUCAACGACGCGUUAUUAAAGACGGCGGCCGCAAAUGAAACUAAACGCAGAUAUCGAUGUAAUUUAUGUGAUGAGCUCUUUGAAAGUGAGAAUGACCGAGCAAAACACUCGCUCAUUCAUGUGAAUCGGUCAUCAUCGCUGGAUUGUCAUAUCUGCGGAAAGCAAUUUCGUCACCGUACAAAUUUGUCCACACAUUUAAUCGUUCACAGUGGCGUUAAACCACACCAAUGUCAUAUUUGCUCACGUCGCUUCACACAGAAAGUAAAUCUGCAACGUCAUAUGCAUAUUCAUGACGGCAGUCGUCCGUUUACCUGUCGGAUGUGCUGCAAAUCCUUCACACAGAAAGCAAAUUUACAACGCCAUAUUUUAUCGCACACCGAGCAUACGAAGGAAGAGUUAUUGGCUGCAUUAAAUGAAAUUCCGAAUGAGUCCGAAGUAAACAAUGCGAUCAACGAGAGCUUAUUGGAAGCGAUGAAUACCAUGAGUGAACGCAAAGCUAGUGGUAGCACGUCGGAAUUUCGCUGCGAUAUAUGCGAUAAAACCUUUGCACAAAAAGUGAACUUGCAGAAGCAUCUAAUGAUACAUACUGGCUCGAGGCCAUUUCAGUGUUACGUCUGCGGAAAAGCGUUUCGACAAAAAGCUUCGUUACAAAAGCAUUAUUCAGUGCAUACGAACGGUUCAACUAAUUUCAUUUGUCAAACGUGUAACCGGUUAUUCGUCUCGAGGACCAAUCUUCAAAGACACAUGCUCGUUCAUGCUGCACCGUCUUCUAACCAAUGCUACUUGUGCGAACAAAAGUUCUCCACCACAGAUAAUCUUGAAAGACAUUUCAGCGAACACAUCGAAGAAGCCACACCCAAUAUUUCCCUACCGCAAAAGUAUUUCGAGCAAUCAACACCAGGCCAAACAUUCCGCUGUGCGACAUGUGACAUUGUGUUCGACUCGCCCAUCAUAUUUAGCCAACAUUUGCAAUGCCAUCAAAGAGGUUUCUCGACAGAUACAACACCAAGUGAUCUUACCGACAUCACUAAAGCUUACGAAGAAAAUCAAGCAUGUCCACUACAAUGCAAUGCUUGCGGAGUAAUCUUCAUGUCAGUGGCUAAACUUGAAAGUCACAUGGCCACACAUGCUGAGACUUCAACUGGCAGUCUUGCAAAGCAUACGAUUGGUGUAAUGAUUAAUACUUCUCCUACUACACCACUUGUAACGUCUCGUUACUCAACCAAUGCAUCACCCAAAGCUACGACGCAAAGUGCAUCUUCAUUAGGUACUGCUGACCUUCCAGAAGCUAACGUUGAGAAGAAAUCAGAUUGUCCAGACACGAAAAGUCCUGUUACGCGCACAUCACGUUGUCCAGUAUGUAAGGGACUGUUUCCUUCGAAAGCCGCCAUGAGAGAACACUACUCAGUUGCGCAUUUGGAGCCUUUAAGACUUAGCUCAGAAUCUUCUUCAACCAGAGAAAGCUACGACGGAUUGAACAAUGAAAGGAUGCCGAAGCCUUCAUUAUCAAACGAGGAUGUGCAAGAAGAUGAUGCGAUGGGUGAGGACACACUAUCUGAGAGUGAAGAGUUACUAAUCAAAGAAAACGAAGAGUUCAUUAAGGACAACAUUUUAGGAGGUGCUGAAGAGUAUGAGAGUAAAGGACGAUACGAACGCGGUAAUUAUAGUUGUAAAAUAUGCAACCGUGUGCUGACUUACAAGUACAGCUUAGAAAAACAUAUGCUCUUACAUACUGGAAGCUUCCCUUACAAAUGCACUCUCUGCUCAAAACGAUUUAACCACAAGGCUAACCUUGAUAAGCAUUUGGUCGUGCACAGUGGAGAGAAGCCGUAUUCGUGCCACAUCUGUCAACGCCCUUUUAGUCAAAAGUCUAAUUUGCAAAGACAUCAGCUCACCCAUACACAAAAUCGAGAUUUUAUAUGUGACGUUUGUGGAAAGCGUUUUAACCACAUGGCUUCCCUGAAGACGCAUUCUUUGAUACAUACAGGUGCUAAGCCAUUUUCUUGUUCCAUCUGCUCAAAGCGUUUCAAUCAAAAGGGAAAUUUGAAGCGACAUAUACAGACACAUCGAACUGGGAAACGUAAUAAGGUGAAUGGCUUAGAAGUGAAAGAAGAGGAUAUAGAAGACGCUGAACGGUUGAUUAAAGAGGAAGAAUAUUACGAGGAGAUGUGUGUCAAUGAAGAGAUAAAACAAGAACCUGAGCAAGUUGAUGAAAGAACUUCUGUGGGGGAGAGUAGCCCUCCGGCAAGAAAGUCGCAACGAAUGAGAAUCAAGAAGAAUAUGGAUGAUUACGAGUUUUCAGAAGAAGAUGAACCUCUCCCAACGAUGAUUGGUAGUGCAGAAGAAUUUUCGCACAACACGUCAAAUCACACCAGUUCAUCCUUAUAUGAAGAAGAUGACACUGGUGAGUCCAUUUUAACUGUGGUGCCUUCCGACGCCUUGGUGAGCACUAUAAAUACCUUUGACGAUGAAGGGAACAAUGAAACAAAAGACAAUGAGAAAGAAACUUUUCACUGCGAGUCUUGUUCGAAGCUCUUCAUCUCUAUGGCAAGCUUGGAAGCACACAAGCGCACAGCUCAUAGUUUGAUCGUGUGCGAUAUAUGUGGAAAACAAUUUUCACAGAAAGCUAACCUGCUUAAACACAAACUGAUUCAUUUAAACAAAAAACCUUUCCAAUGUAGGGUGUGUCACAAAGCCUUUCGACAGAAAGCCAACCUGCAACGUCACGAGUUGAUACAUAACAAAGAUCGGAAAACAGUCAACUGUGCACAUUGCAACAAAACUUUUCGCUGCACAUGGAGCCUAAAGCAACAUAUGAAAAGCCACACAACUUCGGCUGAGAAUCCAUUCGGCUGCUCCAUCUGUGGAGAAACGUUUAAAGAAAAGGAAGAACUCUUGAAACAUUUUGACGUUCAUCGUAAUCAAAUCUUCGCUUGUACUAUGUGUGACGAGAAAUUUUAUCAAAAAGAAGAUUUACUGUUGCAUAAUAUGGAAGUUCACGACGAGUUGCCGGCAGACGUAAUAAAAGAAAUACGAGAGAACUCGACAGGGGUUGAAAAAACUAAAACUAAAGCUUCAACAAAUUUGAAAAGUUUGAAACCUGAUGUAAAUGAAGUUGUAUUUCCGUGCAGGCUGUGUGACCAGACCUUUUCAGAGAAAGUCGAACUUUUGAUGCAUAUGGAUACGCAUGGUAAUAUACCGAAGGGAAUGAUGCAAGCGAUACAUGACAGCCCUGGAGAAAAAAUAUCUUCGGAUAAAAACAACAAUAAUAAUAACAGUAAUAAUAAUAACGAACUAAUCGAUGAAGUGAAUAAAUAAAUUAGUUUAUCUUAAUUUUAUAGCUACAUUUUAUAAAAUUUAUUCGUUUUGCACCAGUUUUAUUUGAAAAUUUUUUUAAAUUUUUUUCUACGAUUUAUAAAAUUGGAGUUGGCACAAGUUCACCCGAUUUUCUACUACAAAUUUUUAACUUUGCUCUCCAUUUUAAGGUGAAGCGUUUUUUACAUUUUUUUGCUAAGUGUGUUCUACAAAUCUUUAUAAGCGUUUAGGAAAAAUUAUGAUUUUUUUUUUAAAUUUGUGUUAAUGUCUCGCAUCAUUAAAUUAUUUUACUAAUUCACUAAAGUUAUACAAACGUGACCAAGUUUUUUUAGUGUCCAGCCAUUUUCGGAACGCAUCCGGAACUUCUGUAAGCCAA